Messenger RNA from Komagataella phaffii GS115, 1377 nucleotides. Its product is annotated as Component of the commitment complex. The record is from RefSeq and is a predicted model, not a curated record. The coding region runs from base 1 to 1377 and encodes 458 amino acids. Lineage: Eukaryota; Fungi; Ascomycota; Pichiomycetes; Pichiales; Pichiaceae. Gene Ontology annotation, biological process: regulation of mRNA splicing, via spliceosome. Gene Ontology annotation, molecular function: mRNA binding; zinc ion binding. Gene Ontology annotation, cellular component: nucleus. The transcript has a single exon.
AUGGAAGGCCAGCUUGUAGAAAGAACAAGAGGAAGGCCCUCUGAACGACGGUCAGCCAACAAAUGGGGAGAGGUGAAGAACCGAAUUCUCACAAGGAUUAAAUACCCUACGAACAUCGUUGGCCAGUUAACGCCAGAACAACUAGACGCCUUCCAGUUGGUCUUUAGGAUAGAGGAAAUAACACAGAAGCUAGAAACACAUCAAGUCGUACCUGAAGAAAAACUUAGAUCACCUUCUCCAACUCCCAUUUAUAACAGCAACGGUAAGAGAAUCAAUACCAUUGACAUAAGAUACACUGAAAAAUUAGAGAAGGAGAGACAUGUCUUGGUGGAGAGAGCGAUGAAAACUGUGCCUGGAUUCACCGCCCCCAUCAACUACAAGAGACCAGGAAAAACCAGUGAAAAACUCUAUUUACCUACCAAAGAUUAUCCGGAUAUUAAUUUCAUAGGACUGCUCUUGGGCCCCCGAGGAAACACAUUGAAGAAAUUACAGGACGAGAGUGGUGCCCAUAUCGGAAUCAGAGGAAAAGGAUCGGUCAAAACAGGUAGGAACAAUAAUGCUGCAGGCUCACAUCAAAGCCAUAUGGAUGACGAAUUACACUGUUUGAUAACUUCAGAAUCUCAAGAAAAGAUCAAGAAGGCCGUUGCUCUGUGCAAUGAGAUAAUUGAAAAGGCGAUUGUCAGCCCUGAAGGGCAAAACGAUAUGAAGAGAGGUCAACUAAGAGAGCUAGCAGUUCUCAAUGGUACUUUGAGAACCACAGAAAAUAGAGCAUGUACGCUAUGUGGAGAACUGGGCCACCUUAGACACGAUUGCCCUAAGAAGCAAAGCUUUACUCAAACUGUAGUGUGUCGAAAUUGUGGACAAACUGGACAUUUUGCUAGGGACUGUAAGUUUAGUGGCUUUGAAAAUGAAAGAGCAGAGGAUAGAGAAAUUGAUCAGAUGAUGAAUGACCUCAAUGGGGAUGCUCCGAGUUACAACAUGAAAACUCUGAAUUCGUCCACCGAACCAGGUUCAGUUCCAAUUCCCCAGCAAGAUCAAAUUAAUAAUUUGUUUCAGAAUCCUAGUAAGAGACCUCAUAUUGAUGACGAAGCAUCUGAGUCCAAGCGACCUGCUAUUAAGGCUCCGUUGGGGUUGAGUGUUUCUGUUGAUCCACAACCCAUUCAAUCUCUACCGUUUCCUCCAGGUGCCGGGAAUUCAUCGUUUCUACCACCUCCUCCUCCCCCAAUGGCUGGAUCAAGCAUACCACCACCACCCCCUCCAGCCGUGACAACAAAGCUACCGCCACCACCACCUCCUCCAGUAAGUACAAGGAAGCCCCCUCCUCCUCCACCGCCUUCAGUUCCUACUGCAAAGCCACCUCCACCUCCGCCACAAUGA